GAGGAGACGUUGGAGCGGUGCCGAGGACCUACGGCAAGACUUGCAGCUGAGAAGGACAUUUUGGAGGUUUUGUUGGCUGGAAGAGGGGUCUCUGGAAUCCCACUUCUAGAUCUUUAUUGAAAAUUUGAAAGGAAUUAAUUUAGAGCCAUGGGGACAGCGAAGCCUGCAGUGCCAGAGUUCUACCAGUUCUCUUUGGAUGUCAUUUCCUAUAAAGGAUUUAUCCCCGUUUGAUUCACCUUCCUGUGGUAGGGAAAGUCACCUGGAGAAGUUGUGUUUGUCUCUCGUUUGGCUUUUUUUUUUCUUUAAUACAAUUACAGGCUACUGAGAAUGUGAGGAUGAAACCGGUUGAGUGUUCAGGGGAUCAGGGGCUGCUUGGUUGUGCUGAUUACGAGUGUGGGUCUGAGAGCCAGCAGGAGGAUUUCUCUGGAAGCCUCAGACCUUGAAAGGACCUGGGAUUUGUUUGUGGGCCUGGGUCGGUGUCCAGCCAUCUGUUCUAUGACCUAUGGGAUUCCCUGGAUACUUAGGAGAGAGAAUUCCAGUUGUCCUUCCUGUUGUGGUCGAUUGUGAGUGCACAAUAUAUUAAUGUGUUGUGUGUUAUGGAUGCAGUAUUUGUAGGGAGAAAGGUAUUUUCAUUCACUAAGGUAACUUACUUGAAAAUAAAAGAAGAGAAGGGAUGAAAAGGUGGGAAGGCCCUCAAGAGUAGUAAAUGAUGAGAGAAAAAGAAGAGGUUUUUACUAAAAGGAGAGGAUUACACAGAAAGCAGUGCCCUGGCGGGGCUUCAGGGAUACUAGAUGCCUGGGAGGCAAGGUCAGUUUGGGGAACUGAAACUCCUGGCCUGCCACUGUCUGACCUGAGAGGGAAGGAGUUUAAGAUGAGGAAAGAUUGGGGUUCUCAGGCGUAAAAAUUGAGCUACCUUGAGGUGGAAAGUAAGAUCACGCGCACUGGAAUUAUUCCUAGCACGGUGAGUGAUGGCUGGGUUGAGUACUGCACAGCCCCUCACAAAAUGUCUCCAUCUGGGGUUGGGAGUGAGCUUGUGCUCGCCCCCUGGUGGGUGGGUGGGGGAUAGCAGUCCAUUAUUAAGUGAACGGGAAGAAUUUCAGACGGGACCAAGGACACAGUAGGUUGAUCCUGUAGAUUACGCGAGGCAGUUAAGAGCAGCCUGGUGAUGACGACACACCACCAGUACUCGGGCUUCUGUGGAAUCUGGGGUCACCGCCCCUCUGAUCUUUGCCAUCACGAUUGCUACAAUAGGCUCUUUCCAGUUUGGCUACAACACUGGAGUCAUCAAUGCUCCUGAGGCGAUCAUAAAGGACUUUAUCAAUUACACUUCGCAAGAGAGGUUUAAAAACCCUCCCAAUGAGGCGGUACUCACAUCCCUGUGGUCCUUGUCUGUGGCCAUCUUCUCCGUUGGUGGUAUGGUUGGCUCCUUUUCUGUUGGACUCUUUGUCAACCGGUUUGGCAGGCGCAAUUCAAUGCUUAUUGUCAACCUGCUGGCCAUCGCUGGUGGCUGCCUUAUGGGGUUCUGCAAAAUAGCGGAGUCAUUUGAAAUGCUGAUCCUGGGCCGACUGGUUAUUGGCCUCUUCUGUGGGCUCUGCACAGGAUUCGUGCCCAUGUACAUUGGAGAGAUCUCUCCCACUGCCCUGCGGGGGGCCUUUGGCACGCUCAACCAGCUGGGCAUCGUUAUCGGGAUUCUGGUGGCCCAGAUCUUUGGUCUAAAAAUCAUCUUGGGGACUGAAGAGCUCUGGCCCCUGCUCUUGGGCUUCACCAUAAUCCCAGCCAUCCUCCAAUGUGCUGCCCUUCCAUUUUGCCCUGAAAGUCCUAGAUUCUUGCUCAUUAACAGAAAGGAAGAGGAAAGCGCUAAGGAGAUUCUCCAGCGACUGUGGGGCACCCAGGAUGUGGCUCAGGACAUCCAGGAGAUGAAAGAUGAGAGUAUAAGGAUGGCACAGGAAAAAAAAGUCACUGUGGUGGAGCUCUUCCGAGCCCCCAACUACCGACAGCCCAUCAUCAUCUCCAUCAUGCUCCAGCUCUCUCAGCAGCUCUCGGGGAUCAACGCUGUGUUCUAUUACUCGACAGGAAUCUUCAAAGAUGCAGGUGUCAGGGAGCCGAUCUAUGCCACUAUUGGUGCAGGCGUGGUCAAUACCAUCUUCACUGUGGUUUCUGUGUUCCUGGUAGAAAAGGCAGGGAGGAGGACGCUACACCUGAUAGGCCUUGGAGGGAUGGCUUUUUGUUCCGUCCUUAUGACGAUUUCUUUGUUAUUAAAGGAUAAUUAUGGUUGGAUGAGCUUUAUCUGUAUUGGUGCCAUCUUGGUCUUCGUGGCCUUCUUUGAAAUUGGCCCAGGCCCCAUUCCCUGGUUUAUUGUGGCUGAACUCUUUGGCCAGGGACCCCGCCCGGCUGCCAUGGCAGUGGCUGGUUGUUCCAACUGGACCUCCAACUUUUUGGUUGGACUGCUCUUCCCCUCAGCUGCAUUCUAUUUAGGAGCCUACGUUUUCAUUGUCUUCACCGGCUUCCUUGUUAUCUUCUGGAUCUUCACCUUCUUCAAAGUCCCUGAGACUCGUGGCAGGACUUUUGAGGAAAUUACACGAGCCUUUGAAGGGCAGGUGCCGGCGGGUAACCGAGGUGAGAAAGGUCCCAUCGUGGAGAUGAACAGCAUCCAGCCCACGAAGGACACCAAUGUCUAAGCAGUGCCUCCUUCCCACCUCCCUCCUGUCAUGGAAAAGCAACCUCUCCCUAAGCAAGGGAGAGACCUCACCAGAUUGUAACCCAGGACUGUUUCUGAAUGCUGCUCUACUCAACUCUUUUCUCAUCCCCACACAUCAUGGGCGCUCAGAGGAUCCCAGGGCUGGGGUUAGUUACCUUCAAAGGCUUUUACAAAUUUCAUUUCUUGGACAUUCUCUUCUGUUCAGGAGAGACCAAGUGAACCUGCCUUCAUUUCAGGAGGGAUUGGCUGCUUGGCAUAUGACAACUUUGCCAGCUCUUGCUACCUUCUACUGUUGCCUCUCGAGGGCAUUUGGGGGAGCGGGCAUAUGAGGCUGCAGUUCCUCCAACCUCGACUUACCAGGAAGCAGAUACACGUAUGAAUGUGGAAGGCAGAGAGGGAUUCCGUGAGACCGUCUUCCUCACUUCCAUACAGCUCUGCAGAGCAAACUAACUUGAGUUUUAUUUAUUUUAUCUUCUGGUUUUAUUGCAUAAAUAUUUAUUUUUGUAAGUAUAAAGUAAUUUUACCAGAUAAUGAAAGCAUACGGAAAUCGAGGUUAGAGGGAGGUGCUUAAAGAGGUUAUAUAGGGCGGAAGAUUGAAUACCGAAGAGGUUAAGGUGCAAUAAGAAGGGACAAAUUUAGGGAGAAAUGUGAUGCAUUGUUGGAGGGUGUAUGAUGCGGUGUGUGAGGUUUGCACGUUGCCUCUUAACAAUUUCUGUCCUUCAGGUGAAAACUCAAAUUUCUCAGAAAAGUCAUGUGCCUGUAUAAAGAAGCUAUUAGUUUCCUUUGGAACUUUUUCCUUUGUUUUAAGAUUAUAUGUAGUAUUACUUGAAAUCUAGGAUUAUCACUAAGAUGGGCAUUGUAGUUAAUGGUAGUUGAUGGGUUCUAAUUUUGGAUGGAGUCCAGAGAAGGGAUGGUUAUUUCUAGAAAUCCUCUCUCCCCUCACUGGACCAAACGGCUUCUUUGUAGUGAAUUCACUUUUUUUUUUUUUUUUUUUUUUUUUUUUUUAAAUACUCCCAUCAUCUGGUGGGAGAGCCUUCCAAAUGAACAAGCCAAAAUAUUGGUUCUUGGUAGAGGUUCAUUAUUUCUUCAGUUUGUUCUUUAGAAGAUUUUAGAUGUUGAUUUUUAUUUUGUUUUAAGCCAUAGCUUUAAAAGAAUUCAGAGAUGUUCAUAGCUACCUUGGAAUUUGUAACCUCAGCUCUGGGAGAGGAUUUUUCCAGGACGAUUAUUAUCCAGUUGAAGUAUGUUGUUACAUUAGGGUCAUCUCAUGCUCCUUUAUGUCUGUUACCAUGUCACGUUAACCCCUGUUACAAUGUUACCAUAGUGUUAUAUCAAGUGUCCUUCCAGGGACUUGAACUUUCCCACAGACCACACGUGACAGUAUGCGUGGCUGUGCAGUGGAGCCCACACUUGAGGGUGAGUGUAUGUGCACUGUCACCCUGCUCUGCGUGGAAGUAGUUUAUGGGCAACUUGUUUCCUCUAUGUUCCUAAGGCCCCCCUUUUGGAUAGAAUGUGUUAAAACUCAUUCCUAUGUAUGUCGAUAGCACUGCCUCUGCUGGGUGGAAUUUGAAUCUAUGGUUUUCUUUCAAACUUUUAGAGUUCAGUCUCAUCUGGCUGCCUUUCCUUGUUGGAGAGGAAGGGGAGAACUCCCUAAAUUUUGAGACUGAGAGUGAAGGACUCACUCCAUGCUCCGACAACAGGGGGAGAUAGGAAAGAGUGUGACAUCGGGACUCGGUGCCUCUGGCGGGUGCUGGAGGGGAGUCACAGAGGAGAGGGAGGCAUUCUUUGAAGGCAGUAAGAAACAAACUGAAGCUUCUAACUCUGGGGCGGUUCAGAGAGUUAGGUGAGAUGGAGGGGUUUACACUUGCCAGAGGCCACGGACACCUCCACGCCCAUCCAGUUACCUAGUAUUUUUAGAAAUGGAGAUUGGGCCCUUCUUCCCUUUUUCAUAUGUUGCUUGAUCUCCCCUUCCCUCUUUGGUGCUUACAUAUUUCAGGCCCUUUAGCCAAACCCUUGCCUGUUGCCAUUAUUUUGGUUCUAAGUUCUCACCAUUCCCUCUGGUCGUUGAGCCUUUGGAUAAAAACUCGCAGAGCCAUGGGGUGGGGCUUUGCUGGAACAGCUGAGUUUUCCUCUAACUGCACCUCUGCUCUGGCUCCUCAAAACCAGUGGGUUGGCAGUCAUGCAGUGUGGAAGUCUUCCCAUUUCUCAGUGACCAGAUUGUGAAUAAUUUCCAAACAGAUUUUCUAUUAUUGUUACUAUGGUUCUUUGUUUUGAAAUAAAAAUUCUGAAUGUGUAUAUAA
This is a messenger RNA of Physeter macrocephalus (sperm whale), 4995 nucleotides long. It is a transcript of the gene SLC2A3, whose product is annotated as solute carrier family 2 member 3. Lineage: Eukaryota; Metazoa; Chordata; Mammalia; Artiodactyla; Physeteridae. Gene Ontology annotation, biological process: dehydroascorbic acid transport. The coding region runs from base 1416 to 2678 and encodes 420 amino acids. The record is from RefSeq and is a predicted model, not a curated record. Gene Ontology annotation, cellular component: plasma membrane. The transcript is spliced from 11 exons. Gene Ontology annotation, molecular function: D-glucose transmembrane transporter activity.